CUCCCUCGAUACGGAUACCAAACACAACCAACGCCCAGUACAGCGAGUUCCAAGCCCUAUGUCUACAAGGCCGCCUUGAACAAGGCCUGGACGACCCCCGCUUGGGUCUGUAUCCUGAUGAUCGCUGUGACUUCUAUCUCUCUGGUCGUUGCGGCCGGCUACAGCAUGCAGUUCCAUCACCUCGACCGUCGUCUCGCAGCCUACCCGCCCACCCCCGUAGAGCUUGACGCGCUUAAGGCAGAGUGGGACCAGGAGCGCAAACUGCAUGAGUUGGAAAAGAAUAAAUGGAGGCGGGAGAGAAUAGCCUACGACGAGAAUACGGUGAGGUGGAGGCGUGCGAUGCAGGAGUAUGCGGAGGCAAAUCGGAAGUGGGCGGAGGAGCAGGCAGGGUGGACGCGUCAGAGGGAGAGGCACAAUCAGGAGUGGAGGGAGGAGCAGGAGCGUUGGGCACGCGAGAGGGAGAGCCUAAGAGCCGCAACAAGGAGUGGAGGGAAGAGGCAGACCAGCACCGCAUGCACGAGUGGAACGUCAUGGGCUUGUCUUGGAGCCCACCGGAGAGUCACCAGUGCGUCCGCUACGGGACCCGGGAGUACACGGCGCGCCUGGUGUCUGACAUGAAGGAGGCUUGUGCGCAUAUGCCUAUCAUCGUGAAUGGCGCUAUUGUCAACACGCAGCACGAAUGUUUCACGGAGGGAGAUAUGCUCGUGAGUCGAUGGGACAUAGAGGAGCGCGAGGCCUCAUGCAAGCCGUACUGGGGUAAUUUGUACGACAAGGGGUGCAUCGGCGAGGGUUCCGGAAAGCAUCGCUUCGAGGCCCGUUUGUGGGACCUCCACGGUGGUGAAGACUGGAUGGUCAUGUGUGAAACCACUCCCACCGAUAUUCAUGGCCACCACUUCGACGGCCCGACGCACUGCGAUAAUCGAGGCGUGUUCUACGGAAUGGUCGGCAUGUGGGAUGUCGACGACUACCAGUGUCGGUAGACCGUCUCUGCACCUCGGAACGGUUUGAAGUCAAGUUUCAACGUCUUUCGAUGUGUCUCUUUGACAGGUCCUGUCAACUCUUUCCGUGACCUCGCUGUAGGUUGUACUAUAUGUAGUCUUUUGUGAUUCUGUUUUCUGUGAGUCUCU
Rhodofomes roseus is the source of this 1127-nucleotide messenger RNA. RefSeq lists its product as uncharacterized. The transcript has 6 exons. NCBI's taxonomy places the organism in Eukaryota, Fungi, Basidiomycota, Agaricomycetes, Polyporales, Fomitopsidaceae. The record is from RefSeq and is a predicted model, not a curated record. Bases 285 to 980 code for a protein of 231 amino acids.